AGAGAGACGGGAUUGAGAGAGGGAGGGAAGGAGCGAUUGCAGAGAGAGAGGGAGGGAAGGAGCGAUUAGACAGCGAGUGCAAAAAGACAGCCAUGAAAGGCGCGGAGCCCGAGCAGGAGAAAGGGGCGCAGGGCGGAGAGCGCCCGGACCCUGCCGACAGCGCCCCCCCUUCUCAGAACAACAACAACAAAAUCUCCAACCAGCUUUGCGGCCGCAGGAAGUCCUCUCUGUGGCGGGGUAGCGCGGGGCUGAGCGAGAGAGCUGUCUUCAACGUCUCUGGGCUCCGCUUCGAGACGCAGCUCCGCACGCUGGCUCAGUUUCCAGACACCCUCCUGGGGGACCCCGAGAGACGAAUCCGCUACUACGAUCCCCUGCGUGAUGAAUACUUUCUCGAUCGCAACCGGCCCAGCUUUGACUCCAUCCUGUACUUUUACCAGUCCGGCGGGAGGCUCAGGAGACCGGCACACGUCCCCCUGGACGUCUUCAUGGACGAGCUGCGCUUCUACCAGCUGGGGGCGGAGACCAUGGCCCGCUUCAGGGAGGACGAGGGCUUCCCCAGGGAGGAAGAGCGGGCCCUGCCCUCCAGGGAGUUCCAGAAACAGCUGUGGCUCCUGUUCGAGUACCCAGACUCUUCCUCGGCCGCCCGGAUCGUCGCCAUCAUCUCCGUCAUGGUCAUCCUCAUCUCCAUCGUCGUCUUCUGCCUGGAGACCCUGCCCGAGUUCAAGGACGAGAGGGAGCUGCUGAUCCUCCACCCACAACCCCCGCUCCCCCCUCCCCAAAACUCCUCCUCCUCCUCGCCGCUCCCCCCUCCCGCCCAGCUCAACAUUUUCCAGGACCCCUUCUUCGUGGUCGAGACGAUUUGCAUCUGCUGGUUCAGCUUCGAGCUCCUGGCGCGCUUCGGGGCGUGCCCCAGCAAGCCUGCCUUCUUCCGCGACAUCAUGAACAUGAUCGACUUCAUGGCCAUCAUCCCCUACUUCGUCACCUUGGGAACCGAGCUGGCCCGCUCCAAGGGGGGCACCCCGGCCAUGUCCCUCGCCAUCAUUCGGGUCAUUCGUCUGGUCCGCGUCUUCCGAAUCUUCAAGCUGUCCCGGCACUCCAAGGGCCUGCAGAUCCUGGGCCAGACUCUGAAAGCCAGCAUGAGGGAGCUGGGCCUGCUCAUCUUCUUCCUCUUCAUCGGCGUCAUCCUCUUCUCCAGCGCUGUGUACUUCGCCGAGGCCGACCACAAGGACACGGCGUUCACCAGCAUCCCCGAGGCCUUCUGGUGGGCGGUGGUCACCAUGACGACCGUCGGCUACGGCGACAUGGCCCCGGCGACCGUCGGCGGGAAGCUGGUGGGGUCCUUGUGUGCCAUCGCUGGCGUGCUGACCAUCUCGCUGCCCGUCCCCGUGAUCGUGUCCAAUUUCAGUUAUUUCUAUCACAGGGAGACCGAGUGCGAAGACCAGCAGGAGUAUCGGCACGUCAGCACCUCGCUCUGGGAGGAGGAGGAGGGGGAGGAGGAGGAGGAGGGGGGGGGGGGGAAGGGGGGGCGACGGAAAAGGGGAAGGGUUUCUGCAUCUCGUUGCACGGUGAACUGCUCGACGGCUUCUCUGUGGGAGAAUCCCAGAGGAACGUUUUCCUGCGACAGCCGCUGGUCACUCAGCUGACGCCAUUCUGAAGUGAUGCGCUGGCUUCCUCUGGUUGCCAUGGUGAUUGCCUCCCUCUUAGCAACGACCCUCCCCUUUC
Polyodon spathula (Mississippi paddlefish) is the source of this 1722-nucleotide messenger RNA. Its product is annotated as potassium voltage-gated channel subfamily A member 7. The transcript is spliced from 3 exons. Gene Ontology annotation, molecular function: protein binding; delayed rectifier potassium channel activity. Bases 93 to 1643 code for a protein of 516 amino acids. The record is from RefSeq and is a predicted model, not a curated record. Gene Ontology annotation, biological process: potassium ion transmembrane transport; protein homooligomerization. Gene Ontology annotation, cellular component: membrane; voltage-gated potassium channel complex. NCBI's taxonomy places the organism in Eukaryota, Metazoa, Chordata, Actinopteri, Acipenseriformes, Polyodontidae.